Molecule: messenger RNA, 3084 nt
Organism: Bipolaris victoriae FI3
Lineage: Eukaryota; Fungi; Ascomycota; Dothideomycetes; Pleosporales; Pleosporaceae
Exons: 2
Coding region: 1-3084 (1027 amino acids)
Source: RefSeq, a predicted model, not a curated record
AUGGAUCCAUUCACAGCGGUCGGCCUGGCCGGGAACGUUGUCCAGUUCGUCGACUUCGCCUGCAAGCUAUUCUCGGAAGCACGUGAGCUCAAGACAUCGAUGACGGGACAGUCGGCCGCUCAGCUGGAGUUGCAAACUACUUGCAACUAUCUCAACACAUUCACCAGGCAACUAUCUACUUCACAUUUCGACGCAAACCCUCAAAAUCUCGCCUCUGGCGAGAAGGCCAUUGUGGACCUUGCUGCGUCUUGCAAGUCUACAGCAGACGAACUACUAGCUUUGUUGCAAAAGUUACAGGUGAAACAAAAUGCCAACCAUCGAUCAUACCAGAGCUUUUUGCAAGCGGUACGGGGCGUGUGGAAGAAGAGCAAGAUUGAAGAGCUGCAGAGAAGGCUGGACAGCCACCGUCGAGAUCUAACCCUGGGCCUCGCGCAUAGUCUGGGAGAUCGACAAUCUACGAUAAACGUACAGCUUCGGGCCUUGAAAGAGGCCAAUAUGCGCAUGGAACUCAACCAAACACAGAUGCUAGACAGGCUGUCGAAAGAAAUAAGCGACAUAGCCGUGGAUGCAACGCAAGCUCAAGCUGCAUUGACGCGAGAAGGAUCAGCCAUCAAGGCAGAAGACCUGAAAGCCAUCGGAGACGCCCUGACGAGUUUGGUCGACGAAGGCCGGUACCUGACCAAGUCUCAAAAGGUCUUGUCCAGUUUGUACUUCAAAUCCAUGAAGACACGACACUCAAACGUUGCUUCAGCACACGCGCAAACGUUCGACUGGGUCUUUAGACCGACAUCGCAAAAGUCCCGGCAUUCUCGCCCCCCAGUCCAUUUUCUCGAUUGGCUCUCACACAAAAAUGGCAUAUUCUGGGUUUCGGGCAAGCCGGGAUCUGGGAAAUCGACGCUGAUGAAGCACAUAUGCGGUCACCGGCGGACGCGUCAGACGCUCAAGUUGUGGGCUAAAGCUGAGCGGUGCAUCACUGCCAAGUAUUUCUUCUGGAGUGCCGGAAGCACCAUGCAGAAAUCUCUCAAAGGCCUAUUACAGUCUUUGCUGUUUGACAUAUUCAAGCAGUGUCCAGAAGUAAUCUCAGUCGCUUGUCCCGGGGAUGCGACAGCGUGGGAAGCCCAGAUGAAAGAGGAUGAAUCCUGGGACUUUUCCGAUCUGUCAAAUAUGGUGCGACGAAUUACCCACUGCAAGGAAAUGGCCGCCAAGUUUUGUUUCUUCAUUGACGGACUGGAUGAGUACGACGGUCGGCAUUUUGAUGUCAUCAAAGUACUGGAUAAUCUGGCAAAGUCGCCAAACAUCAAAAUUUGCGUCUCGAGUCGACCUUGGAAUAUCUUUGAAGACGCCUACGGCCAUGAUGUGACCAGGAAGUUAUAUCUGCAGGAUCUCACUCGCCAGGACAUCAAGGUCUAUGUCAAACAUCGCUUCGAUAAGUACUUUGCGCAAUUACAUCCCACCCCUCAGGACAAACGCUUCAAGGAACUGCUAGAAGAGAUUACAAACAAAGCGCAGGGAGUAUUUCUCUGGGUGCUGCUCGUUGUAAACUCACUGCUGGAGGGACUUACCAACGGCGAUUCGAUAGCGCUUCUCUUCUCACGACUGCGACGACUGCCCACCGACCUGGAAGCUUUCUUUGGACACAUGCUGAAUUCGAUUGACAGUAUAUAUCACGAGCACAUGGCACGCAGUUUUCAGAUUGCGCUUGCGGCCUCGACGCCGCUGACUCUGAUGGCGUAUAGCUUUCUAGACGAGGAGAUGGAGAACGGCAAGUCGGCGCUGGAAAGGCCAGUGAAGCCAAUAGACAACUACGAGCUUAGUGCACGACAUCAGCAGAUGCGGAGACGGCUCAACGGGCAAACAAAGGGACUUCUGGAAGCGCGGCAAGAUCCUGCGGGUACGGAUUACUUUGGUUAUCGAGUCGACUUUUUGCAUCGAACUGUGCACGACUUUCUUCGGACAAACGACAUGCAAAAGCUGUUGGCUGGGAAGACCAAAGCUGGAUUCAAUCCCGAGUUGUCUAUACUCCGGGGCUACCUCGUCUUACUGAAAGCCAUGCCUCUGUCGCAACGACGCGUAACAGAUCAAUCGGGUCCCGUGCAACAACUGCUGGAAGAAGCAUUCUUCUAUGCCAGGGAAAUAGAGAUACGGACAAAGUCAGCAAACCGUGAUUUGAUCGAUGAAUUUGGGGCGGUGAUCGAAGCCAUUUCAAAAGAAACAGGGCAAGACUUUGUCUGGUAUCGAGAUAGCGCCGUUGGCGACUAUGACUGCGUCGGCGACAAGGUGCGCAAAGCAGCAUGCAGUUCGUUUUUCGAAUACACAAUCCAGAAGGGUCUGCAGGUAUACGUGGAGCAGAAACUGCAGGCAGACGCCGACAUCAAGCUGCCUGGCGGUCGCCCCAUGUUAGACUGUGCAUUACGGAUCUGUCCUUCCAAGUUCAGCGGAGAGAUUGAGCUCUUGGACAUGGUGCGCUACCUUCUCGAAUCAGGCGCAGAUCCCAACGAGAUGUACGGCGACUGUUCAAUAUGGGGCCGUUUUCUGCUUCAGAUUUCGCAUUUGCCUUCUGGCCGACGUCCCUCACAGGACGUCUCGAGCGCGCUGCAUCGACACCGCCUCAUUGAGCUCCUGCUCCAUCACGGCGCUGAUGUCAACGUGACAUACAACGACAAUCCGUUGUUUGCCGACUACAUAAUGUUUGUUGGGAAUCAUCGGCCUAGUGAAGAAAUCGAGCAAAUCCAUCUCCAAACCAUUGACCUGUUCAUCAGUCGUGGUCCUGACCUCUGCGCAAAGCUAAGCAAACGAAUUUCGCUCUUAGGCCAAUUUUUCAUGUAUAGCAUUGGACGGAGAGGCACUGCUACCCCAGACUUCCGGUGUCGAAUGUGGAAACACAUCAUGCCUCUUGAUGAAGAAGACGAAGAGAGUUUGGCAAAGUGUGAACCUUAUAUGGGGCAAAUCCAGUUCUUGGACAGCAAAUGGCAACAGAGGCAAAAGUUGCGAGAAGAGAAGAUGUUGAAUAAUCAGACAUCGAUGGUUAAGGCAUCGUACAAAUGGGUGGGCUGGAUGCUAUCGUGGGUAUGGAUAGGCGUUUAA